CCGUACCGCCCCCACGUGGGCCCCGGGAGACUAAAACGAGCUACGGCGGUGGCGGGAGCCGCAGCUCCGAGUCCUUGAGGAAACGAGGCUGUCAUCUAAAGCCAAGUCCAGAGUCAGCGUUCUGCCUCCUCCCUCAUACCCUCCUACUUCAGAGUUCUCCACAAGCCCAGCUCCGCCGAGCCGGGCACACAGCAGACCCCUCGGGAGCCCUCGGUUGCGGCCAGCCAGCUGCCUGUUGCCGUGUCCGCCAUGCAGCCCCAGUCGAUCCUGCACAGCGGCUACUUCCACCCCCUGCUUCGCACCUGGCAGACGGCCACCGCCACCCUCAGCACCGCCAACCUCAUCUACCCCAUCUUUGUCACGGAUGUUCCUGAUGACGUACAGCCCAUCGACAGCCUCCCAGGAGUGGCCAGAUAUGGUGUGAACCGCCUGGAAGAGAUGCUGAAGCCGCUGGUGGAAGAGGGCCUGCGCUGCGUCCUGGUCUUUGGAGUCCCCAGCAGAGUCCCCAAGGACGAACGGGGCUCUGCAGCCGACUCUGAGGACUCCCCGACCGUCGAGGCCAUCCGUUUGUUGCGCAAGACGUUCCCCAGCCUCCUGGUGGCCUGUGAUGUCUGCUUGUGUCCCUACACCUCUCACGGUCACUGUGGGCUCCUAGGCAAGAACGGCGCGUUCCAGGCGGAGGAGAGCCGCCAGCGGCUGGCGGAAGUAGCGCUGGCCUAUGCCAAGGCAGGAUGUCAGGUGGUAGCCCCAUCGGACAUGAUGGAUGGACGUGUGGAAGCCAUCAAGGAGGCCCUGAUGGCACAUGGACUUGGCAACAGGGUAUCAGUGAUGAGCUAUAGUGCCAAAUUUGCAUCCUGUUUCUACGGACCUUUCCGGGACGCGGCCCAGUCAAGCCCCGCUUUCGGAGAUCGCCGCUGCUACCAGCUGCCGCCGGGAGCCCGGGGCCUGGCGCUGCGAGCAGUGGCCCGGGAUGUACGGGAAGGAGCCGACAUGCUCAUGGUAAAGCCGGGAAUGCCCUACCUGGACAUCGUGCGGGAGGUGAAGGACAAGCACCCUGAGCUCCCUCUUGCUGUGUACCACGUUUCUGGAGAGUUCGCCAUGCUGUGGCACGGAGCCCGGGCCGGGGCGUUUGAUCUCAAGGCUGCUGUCCUGGAGGCCAUGACCGCCUUCCGCCGCGCAGGUGCCGACGUCAUCAUCACCUACUACACGCCUCAGCUGCUGCAGUGGCUGAAGGAGGAGUGAUGGCUACAGUGCAUGAGACCCCACACCUAGAACUUGUAAAAGGUCCCGGGAUCUUGGAGAAGUAAAAUCCAAAGUGAACGCUGCUUUAGAACUGUGCCCCGCUCUCUUCCUACUCUCUCACGCUCGGAGGUGCCCCGCAGCCCUCCGUGCUUUCUGCCAGCUUGCCAGAGCGAACCACUCAGGCCAUCCCAGGCUUCCCCGCCCCUCCCCUGGGUCAUCCCUGAGGCCCUCCUCCGCCACCACCGCCCCCCCCUUCUUCUGGCUUGGCUUCAGCUUGAAAGCCACCAGGAGUCAAGGGCAGGGCCCGGGAGAGGGGCUUGGGGCGUUAGGAGAAGAGCAAGGCAAGUUCAUCUUGAAUUAUGAGAAGCUCUGGAAAGCCCGAGGCCUUGGCAGCAGAGCUGAGCCCUGGGACAGAGGCCGAGACUGACAUCUUUGGGGUUGGAGUUGAGAUUUGCCACGAUUCCUCCGGAAGGUGCUUCCCAGCCAGGCCCGUGUCACCAGGCUGCCUGAGACCGUCUGCUCUGAGCCGCAUCCCCAGAGGAGAGUUACCUGUUCACGAGCAGAAACGCUGCCUGAGGAUCAGAAUCCAGAAACAAAGAGGGAGCUCCCGCCUGUUCAAGGUGCCACCACCAAAAGGGCUUUUCUGUCAAGGGAAUUUUUAAGAACAUCCCCUCGGUGCCCAGACACAGUGCCGGGAACUGGGGGUAUAUCAGGGCAGACCUCAGCCUGUCUCUGUGUGUGGAACCUAUGCAUGUCUCCAAUGGGAGACAGACGACAACGAGAAAACAAAGCAGUUACAAGUCGCAACAAGUGCUUUGAAGGAAAGAAAGGGUCUGACACUGAGAACAACACUCAUGGUCUCUCUUGAGAGGGUGGUUGAGAGGCCCUCCCUGAGGCUGAGGGACAAGAAGGGAUCCUUCCGGAGAGCAGAGGCAAGUGCACCAGAAGCUGCAAGAAUGACGCGAAGUGUGCAAAGGUCCUGCGGUGGGAGGAGCUUGGCAGGGCCCCGGGGAGCAGGAUGCUGACGAAGACGGUAGUUGACCGGAGUGGAGAUUGGAAAGAUAGGCCCUGCACCUUGUAAGAAGCUUGGUCUUAUUUUGCAGACCCCAGAGAGCACAGAGAGCACUGACGGUGGCCUGGACCAGGGUGGUGGCAGUGGAGAGAGGAAGGAGGAGAUGUGUUCAGGAUACAUUUCAGAGGCAGAAUUAGCAGAUUUUGCCUAAGCUCUUGAAGUCUAGGCGGCGAGAGGAAACAAGAACGCCUUCGUGGGUUUCUGGCGUGGGGGCCUGGCUGCGCGCUGUGAUUCCUCCGAGACUCACGACAUAAUGCUCCUCUUAGUAAAGGUGAAGGCCCAGCUGACGAGGGGCCAUUUUGCAAGUCUACCUGCCCAACUGCAAAGUGACAAGAAAUUCCAAAUCUAGGGCCAAAGCAAGCUCGAUUCAGACCUUAAAGCAGUACAAUCCAUUUUAAAUAGUGCAAUUAUAAGCUCCCAGCAGCUCCUGUAGACAGCCCGGCCUCCUCUGACUCCUGGUGUCUUCCCCAGAGCCAAGGCUGACCUCACUGAGGACCUGACCCCCCCCGCCCCCCCCAUCCUCAGCGUUUGGGGAGGUGGCCAGCCCAAACCGGGGCUUAAAGAGUCGUAAAGCUUCACCUUCCAAGGAGUCAGAGCCUGCAAGUCCCACCUGGAGGCCUGAAGCUCUGAUUGGAGAUGCGCCACUGAUGGGCCUCAGGGUUCUGACCAGACCAGAACCUUUGGCCAUGUUAGCCACUGGGCUUCUUGUCCCCUGGUCCCUGAGCUCAUUUCUGAUUAGUGUGGAAGGGGAUGUUCUCCAGGACCAUCCCAGACUCAUCAUUGCUAAGCUAAUAUGAGGCCUGGUUCUUGUCGGCAUCGGGACGGCAGACGGACCUUGCUCUUUAGGUACAAAGUCCACGGCAGGCAAACCACUCUGCCUAUGUCCUAGUCCCCCCAGAAGUAAAGGUUAAGUGGAAUGAGGAUGAGGGUCUCUGUGAGGAGAACCAGGAGGUAGAUGUGUCACUGGUGAUGUGGGGACAGGGGCUGUGAAGGUCACCAGGACCUGACUGAGUUUGAAGGGUCAGAAAACACUGCCCUGAGACGCUGAUAUUUAACCCUUGACCGGAAGGAUGAGCAACCAAGCUAAGAGCAUUCCAGACAGAAGGAACUCCGCGUCUAGAAUGAGCUAGAACACAAAGCAGGUGUGUCUGGAGCGCAGUGAAUGAUGAAAGGAGAGAUGGCUUGAAUUGAGUAGAGCAAGACCAGGGCCAAACCAUGCAGUGGUCAAAAGCCAUGUGUAUAAGGAAGAUGGAGAGCCUUUCCAGACUAUUCCAAGAGAAAGAAAAGCCAUCGGAAGGAUUUUAAGCAGGGGAAUGACUCGCUCUGAUUUUCCAUUUUAUGAGAACAUUUGGCAGCACUGGCAAAGUGCAGAAGAGAGAUUCUGUAGACUGGACUGGAGUGAAGACAGAGGGCAUGAAGGAGGGAGUGGGUUUAGGAGGUAGAUUUCAUGAGUUGCAGGGACUUAUGGUUGCAAGUGACAGAAUCCAAUUCAGUAGCAAAAAAGGAAAUGAUUGGUUUUUAUAACUGGAUUUCAAUAAGGUCAAGUGUGGUUGAGUCUAGGGUUAAAGGCUGUCAUGGAGGCUAUGUCCCUUCCUAGUUCUUGGCUUUAUUCUAAGAUGGGUUUUGGACACUUGGCAGCCACACGAUCCUUAAAUGGUCCUUAUGACUUAUAAUCCCAAAGAAAGGCCCUUUCUCAUCAUUCACAACAGAUCUCUGGAGGUUUCUGACUGGCCCCGUUCAGGUCACCUGAACCAGCCCCUUCAUUCAGUCACCAUACACAGUGGCAUGGGAGAUGUGGCACUGUGAUUGACCAGGUCUGCCUCAUUACACAGAAGUCUACAGGAGUCUCCGAGCUUUGCAGAGUGGUCCCCCUUUCCUGGAAUGCUUUCCCCCAAAAUCUGUGUGACUGUCUCCUUUUUAAGAUCUUGGCUCACAUGUCACUUCCUCAGAAAACCUGCCCUCACACCCAAUUUAAAGUCAUUCCCCUGUUGCCCUGUAUUAGUCAGGAUUCAAGUCUAGUGGCCAUAACAAAAGCCAAGGUAAUGAUAGCUAAGAAGGAAAUAUUUCCCUCUGAGCAGUCCAGACCAUGUCAGCUACGUGGUGCGGUGGGUCCAGGCUCCAUCCUUAUUCCAUCCUCCUAAACACAUCUCGGCUUCCAUCUCAUGGUCAAGGAUGGCAAGUUCCGUUUCCACCAUUAGCUUCUUUCCCUCAGCAGAAAGAGGAGAGGGAUGAGUGGAAGGCAAGAUGCUUCUUUAUACGGGUGCACCCCGAAAGUGGCACAUAUCAGUUCUGCCUGUAAGCUCUUGUCUGAACUCAGUCACGGCCACAGCUAGUUGUGUAAGGCAGGCUGGAAAACAGUCUAGUGGGGCGGCCGGGUGCUCAGCUGAAACCCAGGGGCUAAGUUACUAAGGACAAAGGAGAGAAUGGAUAUAGGGGCAAAUGAAGUGUCUUGCAAUCAACGAAACAGUGGUCAGCACAGCCAAGAGGACUGCAGAGAACAUCGAGUUACACGUUCUGAUUGUACAGAUGGGAGACAAACCCAGAAAGGGAACUUGUUCAAAUCCACACAAGCCAUUGGCCGACCAGGGCUGGGGUUCAGAUCGCCAGACUCCAAACCCAGUGCUUAAAACUGGGGCAGGGAUUGGUUCCAGGGGAACUUUAGCUUUUUAGGUAUUAUCCUAGCUUCAGAUGCAUUUUUCUAUUCAUGUAUUUUACCUAAGAAGGUUAUAUUUGUGUGUUAUUUGUGUUAACAAAAAUAAAUGAAAAACGUGGCCAAUGCA
This is a messenger RNA of Hyaena hyaena (striped hyena), 5094 nucleotides long. RefSeq names its product aminolevulinate dehydratase (gene ALAD). The transcript is spliced from 13 exons. The record is from RefSeq and is a predicted model, not a curated record. Gene Ontology annotation, biological process: heme biosynthetic process. Bases 250 to 1242 code for a protein of 330 amino acids. NCBI's taxonomy places the organism in Eukaryota, Metazoa, Chordata, Mammalia, Carnivora, Hyaenidae. Gene Ontology annotation, molecular function: porphobilinogen synthase activity; zinc ion binding. Gene Ontology annotation, cellular component: cytosol.